This is a messenger RNA of Enterobius vermicularis (human pinworm), 822 nucleotides long. Lineage: Eukaryota; Metazoa; Nematoda; Chromadorea; Rhabditida; Oxyuridae. The record is from the annotation of a GenBank genome assembly.
UUAUAUGCAACUGCUCUUGGUGAUUUUGCUGAAGAUCAAUCGCAAGCAAUGGAAAUUCGUCGACCCCUUCACUCUGCUCUGUUUACUAAUUUGUUACCGGAGGCAGAGUACGCUAUUGGUGUAGUCGUCUACAAAGAGCAUGAACCAAGUUUAUACUAUAGAACCAAUGCUAAAACUGUUUCAAAUAGCGGUAUGCUGUGGGAUGAUAAACCAAAAAUUGUUGAAGAAGGUCAAAAUACCUAUGUAGUUAGUUGGAAACGACCUGAAAUUAGUCAUCCGAUUGAAUACUAUGUUGUCGAGUAUCGUUCAGUAGAUAAUAAUACAUGGUGGAAAUACAAGACAAUCCUGAAUGACGACGAUCAGUUUUCAUUAGACAUUGAAGAUUCAUAUGGAAAAAUCUUUUAUUCAAUACGGAUUUUAGCUGUUGACGAUCAGAACAGACUUGUUCUAAAAACACCAGAAACAAGAAUCAGUUCAAUUAUUCUGGAACCUUGCAUUGGUAAUGGUGGUAUACCAAAAACUAUAACAUAUAAAUUCAUCUCCGAUAACGCGAUCCAAUUUUCGUGGGAAAAGCCACUUUGUGAAUCUUCGCGACCAGUUACUGGUUACGAAUACCAGUUUUGGGAAGCAGGGAACCAAAAUGACGAUGAUCGAUUGGACUCCUUCGUUGGUGAUGCUGUAGUGGUACGCGGCGAACUUAAACCCGCUACACAGUAUGCUUUUCGUGUUCGUUCUAGGGUUGGUCCCAAUCGUAGCCCAUGGUCUGAAACUGUUAAUGUGAGAACAGAUUCAUUUUUAUCGCAAGGUAAAGUUGUCUUUUAA